This is a messenger RNA of Aspergillus welwitschiae, 1849 nucleotides long. Its product is annotated as Zn(II)2Cys6 transcription factor. The transcript has 8 exons. The coding region runs from base 1 to 1734 and encodes 577 amino acids. Gene Ontology annotation, molecular function: DNA binding; zinc ion binding; DNA-binding transcription factor activity, RNA polymerase II-specific. NCBI's taxonomy places the organism in Eukaryota, Fungi, Ascomycota, Eurotiomycetes, Eurotiales, Aspergillaceae. Gene Ontology annotation, biological process: regulation of DNA-templated transcription; DNA-templated transcription. The record is from RefSeq and is a predicted model, not a curated record.
AUGGGGAACAAGACCGUCGUGGCUUGUGACCAGUGCCACCGCCAUAAGCUCAAAUGCUCGCCGCGAUCCCAAGGAUGCGCCCGCUGUCACCGAUUAGGGAUACAGUGCACAUCCAGCCGCCCGAUCAAGAAACGGGGAAGGCGACCAACUAGGGAAUCUCUCCCACAAAUACCUCUUCCACUAUCGGAACAUCACUUGUCGUAUGCACCUGAUUAUCCUGUACUGGACUGCCUUUGCGAUCUGCAGGUUUUGACAUCGGAACAGGCCACGCCCAGCGCUUCCCCGCUUCAACUCUCGCGUUUUGAGGCCUGUCGUCUGUUAGAGCACUUCUAUGCUUCACCCAACAGAGAAUUCCAUGCCUUACUCAUCCGAAAAGGCAGACUCUUAGAUCAGCGUGCUCCUAGGCCCAUAUUGCCAACCCUGCUGCUUUCAAUCUUAUGCGUCGCUUGUUUCAUGCCACCAGCAGAGCAGUCACUUUAUGCAUCCGAACGAAGCGUCAAUGAGCGCAUGGCCCAGGGACGCUAUCUCCUCGACAGGCUAAUUCAGCAUUUUCACCCCAGGACAUUACCCGAUACUAACCACGUGCUCGAUGAUGCCUUAACAGCAUUCAUCAUGACAAGUAUCGCCCCGAGCGAAAGAUCGGUCGAGUCAAGCUUGCAAUACUGGCUUAUAUUCCUCAAAUUCGUUGUUCAGAAGUUGGAGCUACACAAAGAUGUACCUGAUCUCAGUGAAGACGACAAAGAGGAAAGGAGAAGGCUAUGGUGGGCAACUUAUAUUAUUGAUCGACAUGCGGCCUUGUCAUUCAAUGGACGACCGCGGAUAACCGACAAUGAAUGUCUAUCUCUCCCGACUCCGCGCCCCGAUCCAAUAUGGAAUCAGCCCGGCCCGUUACCUCCCGGGUUUCAAGGGCGAAGCGCACAUGAAACAGUGCUCAGCUAUCAUGUAGGGAACCUGGACAUGCUAGGCCUCUUUCUGCCUCUGUCAAGGAUACUGGGCGAGAUCUUGGAAUAUCGCUUCCUUAGCGAUCAUUCAACAUUUAACACAUGUCAUGGUCUUUGGAACACAGUGCAAAAGAAUAUCCUACAGAAUCUCGAGAUAUGGUAUCAUUCAUUUGAGGCUCUUGUGGGCUCGGAGUUCUGCGCAAUUGCUGAACCAGAUUGCGAUUCAUUUCCGGCAGCAGACAUCCCAACAGUGGCCUACUAUGGUUUUCACAUGUACCACUGCAUGUUUGUAUUACUACAUGGUCCUAUGGACGUGGUGCGAAUGUAUCAAGACCUUACAUGGCAGUCAUCUUCCGACUUUCUGACGGCUGGCGAGCAUGCUGUGGCUUGUGCGAAUAUUGCGCGACACAUAUUGCGAAUCGAUCCACAACUGUCUCUAAUGUAUAGGUUUUUCGGAACCUACUUUUUACAAUCGUCUUUCAUCUUCCUCAUUCUGGCACAAAAAUUGGGGAAGCGAUCCGACGACCUGAUUCUACGCAAUUGUUCGAUUAAUCUACAAGUUUUGGACAUGUUUGUGGCAGCGACGAAUAUGGACUACCAACGCACGUUUGCCAAGCUCUUGCGCCGAGCGCUGUCAUUCAAUAUGGCUGAAUCUACUGGGGAUAGUGUACCCGGACAAGAUCAGCCGACGCCGGAACUCACGGGCGCACCUCAAUUACCCUUGGAUCCAGAAAUGUUUCGUUAUCGCUGGGCCCCUGGAUAUACUGGAUUGUGGGUUGGCCCAAUGGGCUGAGAACAGAUCAAACAGGUCAUCGUCCGUUCAUUACUCCAUCGAUGUCUACGCGGCUAUCAGGCCUACCUGAGCAGUUACGAACGGUCUAAUAAUUACCAUUAGGCUAUUAGAGCUC